AGAUGACCGAUGACAGAGAAUCACCUGUUCCUAGCGAGGGAAGCUUCGAAAUUCCAGAGAAAUAUUCAAGUGAAGUGAUGAAAUGUGAGAAUCAAUUUCGACAGCUUUUCAUUGAUUCGGAGCACCUCCCUGGUCAAAUGAUGAAAAAACGAGAAGAUCAGGUUCGAAACGAUGCCGGUGGUUUCGUGUUUGCAGUAAGCGAUGAAACACGCGUCCGACGAUUUAUCAUUCUUGGUCAUGGAAGUCUCAUCCUCAAGGAGAUAUACGAAAUUUCGUUGGCUGGACGAAACCCUAAGCAAGAUCCUCUUUUGAUGGCGCUGGCGUUGUGUGCCAGGUACCAUGUCUGCGACACGACCAUUAAGGUCAAAGAAGCGGGGGACGGUCCAAAUAAAGAACUUAUUGUGGCGAAGAAUCAAUAUCUCAGUCAGCUGCAUAAAUCUGCUUUUGGUAUUGUCAAUGAAGUUUGCCGAAUCCCCACACAUCUUUUCACAUUUGUCAAGUAUUGUGAAUUGGUCUCUCAGUCAACACAGCCCGAAGAAGGGAAGAAAUCUACUGGAUGGGGUAGACUCAUGAGAACUACCAUCCAAAACUGGUAUGCUAGCAAAACUCCUGAGCUUCUUGCUAUGCACCUUACCAAGUAUCCUCAAAGAGGUGGUUGGUCUCAUCGUGAUCUCUUCCGUUUGGCUCACCCAACUCUAAAGGAGAAGAAGAAUGAGAACUCUAUCUUGGAAUACGAACAACUAUAUCACUUUGCUGUCAAAGGUGAGCUAAACACACGAAAGCGCAAUCUGCCGAAGGAGGAAGCUGAUCUUGCACAACCUGCCACAAAAUAUAGUGCUGUUCAGAUGGAUGCUGAACUAGAGAGCAGGGCUCUCAAGCUUAUUGAAGCUGUCAUGGCACUCAAAGACGAAAAAGAUGAGGGAAAAGUUGUAGAAGCUAUAAAGAAAUACAGUGCGUUAUUUGGCAACUUUCGACCUCUUUUUGAACGCUACUUUGUAGAUCUCGUCCGCGAGCAUGUUCCCACUGACAUGCUUAACUCAGUUGCAGUUUGGCAAGCGCUUCUCGAAAAAAUGCCAAUGACAGCAAUGAUCAGAAACCUUGGAAAGAUGCAGUCUAUAAAUGCACUAACCGACGAGUAUCGUGAUGCUGUUAUUAAUAAAAUCACAAAUGAAAACGAACUCAAACGUGCAAGGAUCCAUCCUAUACAGGUCCUUCUUGCGAAGUCGGUUUACCACGCAGGUCAUGGGGAUAAAGGCAAGCUGCAAUGGGAUGUCGAUGAAAAGAUUGACAAGGCACUCGAGGAUGCGUUCUACAAAUCUUUCAUUAAUGCUCCGCCUACCAACAAGCGUUUCUGCUUUGCUUUUGAUGUUUCCGGAAGCAUGUGUUGCUCCAUAUCUGGCACAAUGCUGUCCUGUCGAACGGCUAGUGCAGCUCUGUCUUUAGUGAGCUUGAAGAACGAGAAGGAAGUUAGUGAACAUACUCUUGUGGAGGUUGAAUGUGUUGGUUUCUGCGAUAAGCUCACAGAGCUGCCAUUCCGAGGCGAUUGGACAAUAGACAAAAUUGAGACUUAUAUGGAUGGUAUGGAGGUCCAUCCAUUUAUGGCUCUACGCCAAUAUCGUGAAGCAUCUGGUAUCACCGACGCAAAACUUGUCGUUAUGGGAAUGACUUCUACAGGCUUUACUAUUGCUGAUCCUGAUGACGCUGGAAUGAUGGACAUCGUAGGUUUUGAUUCUGCAGUUCCUACUCUGCUUGCCGACUUUGUCAAUGGAAAAGUUUGAAU
Molecule: messenger RNA, 1780 nt
Organism: Strongylus vulgaris
Lineage: Eukaryota; Metazoa; Nematoda; Chromadorea; Rhabditida; Strongylidae
Source: the annotation of a GenBank genome assembly